CUAUCCUCGACAUCUUAUUUUUCUGGAUUACUUGGUUAUUGCUUUUGCGAAGGAGGAGGUGUUUAUUUAAAAGAGUGCACCGAUAGGUCGUUUCUUCGUGCCGGAAAAGCAAAUUACCGAGUAUCCGGUUUUGGGAUAACUGUCAUGGAGGAUUCACAGUCGGAUAUGAGCAUCGAGCUCCCUCUGAGUCAGGAGACAUUUUCAUGCUUAUGGAAACUUCUUCCUCCAGAUGAUAUUCUGCCCACCACAGCGACAGGGUCACCUAAUUCCAUGGAAGAUCUGUUCCUGCCCCAGGAUGUUGCAGAGUUGUUAGAAGGCCCAGAGGAAGCCCUCCAAGUGUCAGCUCCUGCAGCACAGGAACCUGGAACUGAGGCCCCUGCACCCGUGGCCCCUGCUUCAGCUACACCGUGGCCUCUGUCAUCUUCCGUCCCUUCUCAAAAAACUUACCAAGGCAACUAUGGCUUCCACCUGGGCUUCCUGCAGUCAGGGACAGCCAAGUCUGUUAUGUGCACGUACUCAAUUUCCCUCAAUAAGCUGUUCUGCCAGCUGGCGAAGACAUGCCCUGUGCAGUUGUGGGUCACCUCCACACCUCCACCUGGUACCCGUGUCCGUGCCAUGGCCAUCUACAAGAAGUCACAACACAUGACUGAGGUCGUGAGACGCUGCCCCCACCAUGAGCGUUGCUCUGAUGGUGACGGCCUGGCUCCUCCCCAACAUCUUAUCCGGGUGGAAGGAAAUCCGUAUGCUGAGUAUCUGGACGACAGGCAGACUUUUCGGCACAGCGUGGUGGUACCGUAUGAGCCACCUGAGGUCGGCUCCGACUAUACCACUAUCCACUACAAGUACAUGUGCAACAGCUCCUGCAUGGGGGGCAUGAACCGCCGGCCCAUCCUUACCAUCAUCACGCUGGAAGACUCCAGUGGGAAUCUUCUGGGACGGGACAGCUUUGAGGUUCGUGUUUGUGCCUGUCCUGGGAGAGACCGUCGGACAGAGGAAGAAAAUUUCCGCAAAAAAGAAGAGCAUUGCCCGGAGCUGCCCCCAGGGAGUGCAAAGAGAGCACUGCCCACCAGCACAAGCUCCUCUCCCCAGCAAAAGAAAAAACCACUCGAUGGAGAAUAUUUCACCCUUAAGAUCCGUGGGCGUGAGCGCUUCGAGAUGUUCCGAGAGCUGAAUGAGGCCUUGGAAUUAAAGGAUGCCCGUGCUGCCGAGGAGUCAGGAGACAGCAGGGCUCACUCCAGCCUCCAGCCUAGAACCUUCCAAGCCUUGAUCAAGAAGGAAAGCCCAAACUGCUAGCUCCCAUCACUUCAUCCCUCCCUUUUCUGUCUUCCUAUAGCUACCCGAAGACCAAGAAGGGCCAGUCUACGUCCCGCCAUAAAAAACCAAUGAUCAAGAAAGUGGGGCCUGACUCAGACUGACAGCCUCUGCAUCCUGUCCCCAUCACCAGCCUCCCCGUCCCCUCCUUUCUUGCCAUUUUAUGACUUUAGGGCUUGUUAUGAGAGCUGACAAGACAAUGCUAGUCCCUUCACUGCCUUUUUUUACCUUGUAGAUAGUACUCGGCCCCCUCUAUGCAAACUGGUUCCUGGCCCAGAUUGGGGAAUGGGUUGGUAGUUGCUGGGUCUCUGCUGGUCCAGCGAAAUCCUAUCCGGUCAGUUGUUGGACCUGGCACCUACAGUGAAAUUUCACCCCACCCCACCGCCUGUAAGAUUCUAUCUUGGGCCCUCAUACGAUCUGUAUCCUCCAGGACCCAUUUCCUCCACUCUGCAAAGCCUGUCUGCAUUUAUCCAUCCCCCACCCCUCUCCCUCUUUUUAUCUCUUUUUAUAUAUCAAUUUCUUAUUUUACAAUAAACUUUUGUUACCACUUGUA
Rattus norvegicus (Norway rat) is the source of this 1864-nucleotide messenger RNA. The record is from RefSeq and is a predicted model, not a curated record. Lineage: Eukaryota; Metazoa; Chordata; Mammalia; Rodentia; Muridae.